UGAAAGAAUUUUUUUUUGAAAUUAACAUCAUUUGUUGUGUACGUGUGUGUGUGUGUGUGUGUGAGCAGUAAGGUGAAUUUUGAACCACUUUUCAGGUGAAAUAUGGCCAAUCAGAAUUCAAAUUCAAGUGAUCUUGAUGGUGGUAGUGCUGAUGGUGGUGUAACUACAAUGGAAUCAAUGGAAACUGGUGGUACUGGUGAUGUACCAAUCAAUAGUUAUCAGGUUAUACGUUUAAAUCAUCAGGAUCGUAUGUCAUCGGCAUUUGAAUCAAUGCUUUGUGAUGAAAUGUUUUGCGAUGUAACAAUUAUUUGUAAUGGUCAAGCUGUUAAAGCACAUCGUGUUAUACUUGCUGCAGCAUCAUCAUAUUUUAAAGAAAUUUUUCAACAUAUACCAUUUGGUUUUUGUCCAAUUGUGUUUCUUAAAAAUUUCACUAAUGAAGAUUUAAAUAAUAUACUGGAAUUUAUUUACAAAGGUAUAUUAGUUAUUCCAUCUGACCGUAUUCAAUCGUUAAUUGAUUCAGCCAAAUCACUUGGUAUUGUUGGUCUAGCUACAUUACAAAUGAAUAUUAAUGAUAAUAAUCAAAAUAAUAAUGGAAAUUUAUCGAUAAUUAAAAAUAUUAUUACACAAAAUAUUGAUAUAUCAUCAUCAUCGGCAACAAUCAAUCAAAAUAAUAGUAAUACAACGAAUAAUAAUAAUAGAUUACAUACUGGUCGUAAAAAACGUGGCCGUAAACGUAAAUUACCAAUUUCAAAUGAUAAUAAUAAACCUGUUGUUGUUAAUAAUAAUAAUAAUUCUAAUGAUGAUCUCAGCACCGCCAUCACUACUACUAUUACUACUAUUGUUACUAAUCCCGUCAAACCUAUCAAUGAUAAUGAUAAUAAUCAAUUUAAUAAUGGUUCAAAAAUACAUAAAUCAUUCUCAUCAACAACAACAAACCAUCAAUCGAAUGGUCUCAAUCAAAAUUUAAAUGAUAUUAAAAUAUCAAAUAAACCGAUUAUAGAAUCGAUCACAUCAUCAUCAUCAUCAUCAUCACCACCAUCAUUGUCAUCAUUAUCAUCAUCGUCAUCGUCAUCGUCAUCGCCACCAAAAUCCAAUGGUUUAGAUAAUAGAAAUGAUAAAUGUAAUGUGAAUCAUACACAAUUGAAAACUGUAAAUAAUUUACAAAAAUCGAUAAUUACGAAUGAAAAAUCCAUUGUAUCAUCAUCAUCAUCAACAACAACAACAGCAGCAGCAGCUAAUGAUGAUAAUACAAGCAAUGGCAAUAAAUCAUCAGGUCUAUUAUUGGGUGGAAAAUUGCUUCGAAAUCGAAAUUCACAACAGUCAACUACGGAAAAAAAAUCUUCAAUAUCGAAUAAUAAUUGUGAUCAACAUCAGCAUCAUGAUGGCCAGAUAUCAGAUAAUAAAAAUAACAAUAAUAGUAACAGCAGUAGCACCAGUAAUACAAAGAAUAAUAAGAUAACAAAAUCAAAAUUACGAUCAUGGUCACAACAAAUAUGGCAGAAAAAUCUAGCAACACUUAGAUCAUCGACAAAAAACACUAAUGUAUUACCAUCAUGUGGUUCAUCAUCAUCAUCAUCAUCAUCAUCAGAUUCUGUUGAUCAUGAUCAAUCAUCGAAUGAUAAUCAAAAUGUUGUUGGUGUUGGUAGUAUAAUUUCCGAAACAACAUCUAAAGCCAAUGAUACAAAAAUAUUGAAAACAACACCAGCAAAUGUUGAUAUUAAAUAUGAAAUACCUGAAGGAAAUUUAAUACGUGUAGAACCACGUCGUGGUAGACCACCGAAAAUUAAACAAACAUCAACAUCAUUUACUACCAUUCAAAAUCAACAGGUACCAAGAUUAAGUCCAUUGGUUCUGUCAACAAAAUCAACAAAAAAAUUAACCAAUGGUACUGUAAAUGGUCAUAAUGGUGCUGUUAAUGGAAAUUCAAAAGCCGUUGGACAACAAAAAUCUAUUAAACGUGGUAGAGGAAGACCACCAUUACUUAAACAAGAUCCAUAUUUAAGAGAAGGUGCAUUAUCUAAUCCAAAAUUUUUAUCCAAUAUUGCGAAAUCAUCUUCAUUUACGGCAGCUUCAAAUACUCUUACCGAUGUCGCUGCAACCAUUGUUGUUCCGGUUCAAUGCUCAACUUCAUCAUUGAUGACCACUAAUAAUAAUGAUAAUCAAAAUAUGAAAACUAUAAUACCAAAACAAGAAAAUAUUGACGAUGAUGACGAUGAUGAUGGUGGCGAUGACAAUGAAUUGACCAUUACAAAUGGGACAGCCAAUAUUAUUGAUAAUAAUCCGAAAAAACAAAACAACAACAACAUUGGAAAUGACCACUAAUAAUUCUAUAUCGUCUACUACAAAUCAUGCCACCAUUUCCACAUGAUGUUGAUUACUGUAGUAAUAAAUUUUCACAUAUUCAUCUUCUCUUCUCCGUCCUGAAUUGAUGAUAUAUAUGAUUUUGAUAUAAACAUAUGUUGAUGAUUGAUAAACAUAAUUAUUUUCUUUUGAUUUA
Molecule: messenger RNA, 2497 nt
Organism: Dermatophagoides farinae (American house dust mite)
Lineage: Eukaryota; Metazoa; Arthropoda; Arachnida; Sarcoptiformes; Pyroglyphidae
Source: RefSeq, a predicted model, not a curated record